Penicillium macrosclerotiorum is the source of this 327-nucleotide messenger RNA. RefSeq lists its product as uncharacterized. The coding region runs from base 1 to 327 and encodes 108 amino acids. The record is from RefSeq and is a predicted model, not a curated record. The transcript is spliced from 2 exons. Lineage: Eukaryota; Fungi; Ascomycota; Eurotiomycetes; Eurotiales; Aspergillaceae.
AUGGACCUAUCUCUGCAUAAUCUGGGCCAUACAGCGACAGAGGCAGAGCGCCGUGCAUGGUGGAGUGCUCCUCAGCCAUGGCCGUUGCUCCUGGAGUCGGAAGAAUCGAUCAUAUCUGUCUCGAGCACUUUGAAUGACUGUCUUGUGAACCCUCCGAAUAAUGCCCUGCCAUCCGACCUAUCUGAAAAUAUCAUGCAACUCGAUUCGCAUUUAUCAAUGCUGCUCAAAAGGUCGGCUCCUCCACCACAGCCCACGUCCAAGACAGGGCCUGAUGCCAUGGCCGCACGGUCUAUGCGCCUGAUUUCAAGUCUACUGAUUCACUCGUAA